This is a messenger RNA of Colletotrichum truncatum, 1857 nucleotides long. Its product is annotated as methylcrotonoyl- carboxylase beta chain. Gene Ontology annotation, cellular component: mitochondrion; methylcrotonoyl-CoA carboxylase complex. Gene Ontology annotation, biological process: L-leucine catabolic process. The record is from RefSeq and is a predicted model, not a curated record. NCBI's taxonomy places the organism in Eukaryota, Fungi, Ascomycota, Sordariomycetes, Glomerellales, Glomerellaceae. Gene Ontology annotation, molecular function: methylcrotonoyl-CoA carboxylase activity.
AUGGUAUCCCGUCAGCAAGCGAGCUCUCCCCUCGAAACACUCCCAUAUUCAAGGGCUUCGUCGGCAAAUGUAGUUCGUCUUCUUCAAAUCCCCGAGCUGUCGCACCGUUGGCAACACCCUCACAAACGUCCAAAAAUGUCUCUCUCACGAUCUUCAAGAGAUGUCUUGCUGCUGUCGCGUCAAUUGACCCGGCCAAGCGGAUUCAGGGCCCCGCGCCUCCCGCGAUCCUCCCGCACCGUUGCAACCUUCACGCCGCCGCACCAGGCGAGUGCCAUAUCCCGAAUUCAGACCAAUGUCGAUCCAUCCUCUGAAGAGUUCAAAGAGAAUGAACGGCAGAUGGGUGAGGUCAUGAAGAAGAUGCAGGACCUGACGCGGAAGGUACACCUCGGUGGCUCGGCUAAGGCACGGGAAAAGCACAUUGCGAGGAAGAAGAUGCUGCCGCGCGACCGAGUCACUGCGUUGAUUGACCCCGGCACUACUUUCCUGGAGCUAUCCCCUCUGGCAGCACACGAGUUGUAUCCAGAGGCCGACGUUCCCGCCGGAGGUAUCAUCACAGGUGUCGGAGUCGUCGAGGGUGUGACAUGUGUGAUCGUUGCCAACGACAGCACAGUGAAAGGCGGCACAUACUAUCCGAUCACAGUUAAGAAGCAUUUGAGGGCACAGGCUGUUGCUCAAGAAAAUAAGCUUCCCUGCAUUUACAUGGUUGACAGUGGUGGUGCCAACCUCCCCCAUCAAGCCGACGUGUUUCCGGACCGUGACCACUUCGGUCGCAUCUUCUACAAUCAAGCAAGGAUGAGCUCGAUGGGAAUACCCCAGAUUUCGGUUGUAAUGGGUCCGUGCACCGCUGGCGGAGCCUACGUCCCCGCGAUGAGUGACGAGAGCAUCAUUGUUGAGAAUCAGGGCCACAUCUUCCUUGCCGGUCCGCCACUUGUCAAGGCAGCCACGGGUGAGGUGAUAAGCCAUGAAGAACUGGGAGGUGGUAAGAUGCACUCUUCAGUUUCUGGUGUGACUGACUACCUGGCGGUUGACGAUGCCCAUGCCAUCACCCUUGCCCGGCGGAGCAUUAGCAACUUGAACUGGCCGUCAAAGUCACCAUCCACAAUGGCGCCGGCAAAGAACUAUGCUGAGCCUCUCUAUUCGGCCGAUGAGCUUCUUGGGAUUGCCAGCACAAACCUGCGCAAGCCACUCCCUAUUAGGGAGGUCAUCGCUCGUAUCGUUGAUGGUUCUGAAUUCUCUGAGUUUAAGCAGAACUUCGGAACAACACUCGUCACAGGUUUUGCUCACAUCCAUGGUUACAAGGUCGGUAUCGUCGCUAAUGAUGGUAUCCUUUUUGCCGAGUCCUCCGUGAAGGGUGCGCACUUUAUCGAACUUUGCGCUCAGCGGGGCAUCCCAUUAGUCUUCCUGCAGAACAUAUCCGGCUUCAUGGUCGGCUCUGCCGCAGAGCGGGGCGGCAUUGCUAAGCAUGGCGCGAAGCUGGUCACUGCAGUUGCUUGUGCGGACGUGCCAAAGUUCACGGUUGUAGUCGGUGGCAGUUAUGGUGCAGGUAACUACGGCAUGUGCGGUAGAGCCUACAGCCCGCGCUUCCUCUGGAUGUGGCCGAACGCGCGUAUUGGCGUCAUGGGCGGUGAACAGCUGGCUGCUGUGAUGGAGACAGUCGGCCAGAAGGUCGAUCCCGAAUUAAAGGAGAGGAUAGAGCGGGAAAGUGAUGCAACCUACUCGUCGGCGAGGUUAUGGGACGACGGCAUUAUCCCCCCUCAGCACACCCGCAAGUACCUUGGUUUGGGUCUCAGGGCAGCGAUGUCGGGCCGUAAUGAAGUUAAGGCUGGCGAUACCAAGUUUGGCGUGUUCAGGAUGUAA